Molecule: messenger RNA, 753 nt
Organism: Asparagus officinalis (garden asparagus)
Lineage: Eukaryota; Viridiplantae; Streptophyta; Magnoliopsida; Asparagales; Asparagaceae
Product: probable inactive receptor kinase At1g27190
Exons: 2
Coding region: 1-753 (250 amino acids)
Biological process (GO): protein phosphorylation
Molecular function (GO): ATP binding; protein kinase activity
Source: RefSeq, a predicted model, not a curated record
AUGAGGUUUUCGCAGGAUUUUCACAUGGAUUAUAUUAUGGUUGUGGAGAGUUCGAGGAUUGGGAUGACGUAUCAUGCUGUUCUUCGUGAUGGGUCGGCGUUGACAGUGAAGAGGCUUUAUGGUUGUUUGUUGUCGGAGAAGCAGUUUAGGGCUGAGAUGGGGAGAAUAGGGCAGAUUAGGCAUCCGAAUUUGGUUCUUUUGCUUGGUUAUUGUGUUGUUGAAGAAGAGAAACUUUUGAUUUACAAGCAUAUGGCGAAUGGAGCUCUUUCGUUGAUGAUUAGGGAUUGGGCUCGAGUUGUGCUUCUUGAUGAAGAGUAUGAGCCUAGAGUCACUAAUUUUGGUCUGGCCAGGCUAAUGAGGCCUUUGACCUCCGACGAGGGUUUGAACACAACUCCAUUCUUGAAUGGGGAUUUUGGGGAGUUUGGGGAGUUUGCACCAGAGUAUGCAACCAAUCCGGUGUCAAGCACAAAAGGGGAUGUUUAUGGAUUUGGGGUUGUUUUACUUGAGCUUGUAACUGGACAGAAGGCUACUGAGGGGAGUCAUUAUGGGUCGGCGUAUCAACUCGUUGUUGCUGGUAAAAUUCGUGAAGCUAUCGAUAAACCGUUGAGAGGGAACAGACAUGAUGAUCAAAUUGUAGAGUUCUUGAAGGUUGCUUGUGGAUGUGAGGGGAGGAGAGGGGAAUGGGAGAGGAGGGGGAGGAGGAGGACAUUGAUGACGACGAUGAGGAAGAGGAGGGGGAGAGGGAGGGGAUGA